AUGGAUGAGUUGGACCAAAUCAGUGGGGAGAUUGUCUCUGUCUAUGGGGGAAGUACGGCUACAGGGAAGCCUCCCGUUCACUUCUGUGUACUUCACGAUGCAUUCAUGCCAUGGGACACGGCCAUACGGGAAGAGUCAUCAGACAAGAUCGAAUCAUGCGUCGCGCCUUAUGCAGGCGACCUAGUUCGACUGUACUUCAAACACGUUCACCCGGUAUACAGCGUUCUCUCGAAGACUCGCUUCUUGCGUGCUUUCAAAUACGAGAAGCUCAGUCUACCUGCGUCAUUGCGUGGCGUCGUGUACGGUCUGGCGGCGGUGUUCUGGGAUCAGGACGAUACUCUCAAAUCUGUGCCCCGGCCGUUCGAGCAGUAUCAACUGUUUCAUGCAGCUCAGGCAUCCUUGGAAAGGGAGCUUGAUGCACCGAAUAUGUGGAAGCUCCAGGCCUGCUUAUUGAUGCUACACGAGCAACCCGCGUCUAACCACACUUUCCAAACACCUCGAACGUGGACUCUGAGUGCACAAGCGGUGGCCUGUGCGCAGAUGAUUGGUCUUCAUCGUGAUCCGACAGACUGGAACUUGGAGCCCUGGGAGAAAGCACUCCGGAAGAAAUUAUGGUGGGCAACGUACAUGACCGACGCAUGGGCGUCCGUCUCUCAUGGGAACCCUCCACACAUCUAUCCACAGUCUUACACCACGACCAACGCCAGUAUUGAUGACUUGCGCAUGGAUGAAGACGUUCCCGAUGACCUUCUGGACCUGGUCGAGCCGCAAGACUCGUAUUUCAAUGUCUCUACUGCGGCUCGCUUCGUCGAAAAUGUUCAGCUCACACAGAUCCUACACAACCUUCUGGACACAUCUUUUUCUGAUCGAAGCUACCAGAUAGGCAGGACCGAUCCACUGGAGCUCGAAGGGCGACUUGGACGCCUACUUCGAGAACUGGAAGACUGGCGUUCUCUCAUCCGAGCUGUGUGA
This is a messenger RNA of Cyphellophora attinorum, 972 nucleotides long. RefSeq names its product putative transcriptional regulatory protein. The record is from RefSeq and is a predicted model, not a curated record. Gene Ontology annotation, cellular component: nucleus. The transcript has a single exon. The coding region runs from base 1 to 972 and encodes 323 amino acids. NCBI's taxonomy places the organism in Eukaryota, Fungi, Ascomycota, Eurotiomycetes, Chaetothyriales, Cyphellophoraceae. Gene Ontology annotation, molecular function: zinc ion binding; DNA binding. Gene Ontology annotation, biological process: DNA-templated transcription.